AUGGCGCGGGAGGGCGAUAGCGUUGAUCGCCCCAGCAGGCGCUGUCCCGAUGCCAGGCGGGCCGCCCAGGCAUGGGCCCGUCUCUCGGCGGACCGUGCUGUUCUGAAGUUAUCCACCGAGCUCAAUGAGGAGAGGGACGCUCACAAGCAGCUGCGGAGCGCUGUGGCUGUCAUGUUGGGGAGCCCUGAGUUGGCCGACCGUCUUCUGGCAGUGGUGCCGCAUUUGCAGGCGCUGCUGGGGGGCGUCCUCCCUUCGGCAUCCGAUACGCGGAGGCGCGGUGUAGCCUUGCAUGCGGACGCCCGCAGAACCAGUAUAGCGACGGCCACGGACUUCGAGGUUAAGCGGCUCCAGAAGGGGCCCAGGAUAGAGCGCCGUCGUCUCGGUCGCGAAGCUUUUGACCCCGAGGCACUGGUCUACUCCUCUGGUGGGUUGCGCCUGGGAAUUGGCUCAGUUGUCUUCCAGCAGCUGACAUCAUAG
This is a messenger RNA of Prorocentrum cordatum, 477 nucleotides long. The record is from the annotation of a GenBank genome assembly. Lineage: Eukaryota; Dinophyceae; Prorocentrales; Prorocentraceae.